This is a messenger RNA of Zootermopsis nevadensis, 7214 nucleotides long. Its product is annotated as ras-specific guanine nucleotide-releasing factor 2. Gene Ontology annotation, cellular component: cytoplasm; plasma membrane. NCBI's taxonomy places the organism in Eukaryota, Metazoa, Arthropoda, Insecta, Blattodea, Termopsidae. The record is from RefSeq and is a predicted model, not a curated record. Gene Ontology annotation, molecular function: protein binding; guanyl-nucleotide exchange factor activity. Gene Ontology annotation, biological process: Ras protein signal transduction.
CGUUACCCUCCAGCUACAAGGGUGGUCGCCGUCGUGACGUUAAACUCACCCCCUCGUGGACGAGUAUACCUGUUAAAAGGGGGUUGGUUGGUUAGAGGUCACUUGAUUUCUCUCAACACACUCAAGAUAUGAAUAAUAGUUGUGACAACAGUGUUUAGUCAACCGAAAUUAAGAGUGGUUAUUACAAUUAUUAUUCUUUUGUUUUAAUUUAGUGUAAGUUGUGAACUGCAACACGCGGGUUCUUUCGAAGGAAAGAAAAAUACUGCUUUAUCGAUGGGAUUUAUUCACGCAGUGGUUGUGAAGUUAUUAUAGUUCAAAAAGAAGGUUCUAGGCAAAAUUCCAUUAUAACCUGUUGCUGUAAUUGUCAGGUCGUCACCUUUUCUUCAGUAAUGAGGAGAUAGGGAAUCGGUUAGGACAUUGUUUAUGAACAUACAACACCAACUGAUUAUUCUACGGUGUAAAAAGUGUCAUAUUAGAAGUAGAAAAGUGUAAGAUUUUUACUAGUAACUGUUUAUGGUAGGGAUUAAAUGAAAAGAACACAAAUUUUCAAGUUACAUAAAAGAUAUAUAAAACGUUCUUAAAAGCUUUAUAGCUGAGUGAUUCAUAACUUAAUACACAACAGUCUGAGUUAUUGGUUUUGUGGUUUUAGCUUUCUUAUUUCAGUGACACAAUGUGGAAGUGACUGAUGUGAACCGUGGUUUAGCUUCAUACUAAUUCUCUGUAGAACUCAUCAUUAUGGUAUUUUUUUCGUUGACCUCCGAAACAUUACCUCCACCGCCAUCAACUGUUUCUGUGUCUGUUUACAGACUGACGUGACCUACUCCGAUGUCAUCAAUCACUACUGGUUAUAACACAUGUUCGUCUCAUAUGUCAUGGGUUGUCAGUAACUGUGAUUUCUAUUGUUGCUGUUGCUAUUUUCUUUGUUGGUUAGGGUUCAUACUUCUUUUCUUCUGCUUAUUGUUGCUAUUUCCACUUUCUCUUCUCGUCCUCGUGUCACAUGCAAUUGAUGAAAAUGAUCUGCGUCUUUUAGAUGACUCUUCUGUCAUAAAUGUUCCGAUAUUGAAUAUUUAUGAUCAACAAAUACACAUUAAUCUCAGUCUAUCUGACCAAUCCUCACAGUGAUCUGACGUGUUUCGACAUUGUUAGACAAGAAAUAAACAAUUAUUCACUUUUUACAUUAGUUCCGAUUACAGUUUAAAAAUACUAAAUUAUAAUAACUAUAUUUUAUCGCAAAGGAGUUUAAAAUUGCCCGAAAAUAUACUGCGGUAUGGCACUUGUUGAUACUCGUACCAAUAUAUUUUGAAAUACUGUUGAAGUACCUUUAUUGAUUUAAUAUUACUUUUGAAUUUGUCUGCGUUUUCAAAUGAUUAAUAGAGAACUAAACGUAUCUUAUGAAAUUAAUUUUACUUCCGAAAGAAUAAACCCUCAGUUGUGUUGUAUAGACAUCUGCAAGUAAAUACGUUGCAACGAACAUUCCGUGAAAGUCUUGAGAAGAAACUCACAAAUGAAGAUAUCUGUUAAAUCUUAAACUGACAUCAAGCAUGAAUAUUUUAGAGAGACGUUCAACUCCACGUGUCUAUUACAAAUGCUGUGCAAUGGCCGGUGACAAGUUUGUGAAGUCGUCUAAAUACUGAGUCCGAACAUGCAGCGAACUAUUCGGGUUAACGAGAAUCAGCUGCUUAAUCUCUCUGAGAAGGCCCACUACGACCACUCCUUGGCGGGCUACCUGCACAAGAGAGCCGCUGACAGCACCAAGUGGCAACCCCGCUGGUUCGUUCUGUAUCAGAACCUGCUGUUUUACUACGACUCUGAUUCAUGCAACCGGCCGUCAGGCGUUGUUUUGCUUGAAGGCUGCUACUGUGAGCGUCUCAUUACAACUGGCAGCGGAAGUGGCGGAAAGAAUAAAGAAGUUGCAGAUAAGCAGCAUUGUUUUGCGAUUUCUUAUCGGCGAGAAAACCAGCGCCAGUACGAACUUCGGGCCAUCACGGAGUCUGACUGCAAGACCUGGAUAGAAGCUAUUAGGGAAGCGAGUUUCAACAAGCUGCUUCUGCAGAAAGAGGAGCUAGAACAGAAGCAUCUGCAUCUGCUACAGAUCGUGGAGAGCGAGAAGACAGCAAAAUGGCAGUACACGCAACAGUGCGAAGAGCUGGCAUCGGAGAUCAAGAAACUUCGUGCCGAGCUGUGCGCGCUGAAGAAAGAGUGGCGACCCAUUGCGUCAUACAACACCAGCACGAGUCUGAACAGUGGUCUGAGCUUCCAGCCCAGUGCAGGGGGAACAGGGGCUUCCACAUCUACCAACUGCCAGGAGACCCUGGAGCUCCGGAAGAUCAAGAAGGUACAGAGUUUCUUCAGGGGAUGGCUGUGUCGCAGACGAUGGAAGCAGAUAGUGGAGCAGUACAUCAAAUCACCACACGCAGAGAGCAUGCGCAAAAGGAACAGCUUAGUAUUCCGAAUGGUGGAAGCAGAAGAAGAGUAUAUGGAGCAGCUGGAGGUUCUAGUAUCGUGUUUUCUAAGGCCUUUUAAAAUGGCUGCCAGUUCUAAGAAGCCGCCAUGUUCUCAUGAAGAUGUGAACUCCAUCUUCCUGAACAGCGAGACAGUUCUGUUUCUACAUCAGAUAUUCCUCAAAGGGCUCACAUCCCGUAUGGAGAGCUGGCCCACAUUGGUCCUAGGGGACCUGUUCGACAUGCUGCUGCCAAUGCUCAGUAUCUACCAGGAGUACGUGCGCAACCACCACUACAGUCUGCAGGUCCUGACGGAGUGCAAGCAGUCCACGCCGUUCGCCGUCUUGCUGGCGAGGCUAGAGAACAAACCGGCUUGUCAGGGACGCAGCCUCGAGACGUUCCUCACCUACCCCAUGCACCAGAUUCCGCGGUACAUCAUCACUCUGCACGAGCUUUUGGCUCACACCCCUCACGAUCACGUGGAGAGGAAGAGUCUGCAGAACGCGAGACAACAGCUGGAGGACCUGUCACGGCAGAUGCACGACGAGGUGAGCGAGACUGAGAACCUGAGGAAGAACUUGGCUGUGGAGAGGAUGAUUGUGGAAGGCUGUGACAUUCUACUGGACGUCAACCAGGUAUUCGUCCGACAGGGGAGCUUGAUCCAGAUCCCAUCUGAUAAGCCUCGAACAUCAAGAAGCAGAUUAACAAGUUUUAAGAGCGAAAAGGAAUCCCUGAGGCAGUGUUUUCUCUUCUCAAAUCAUCUCAUAUUAGCAACAAGGACCUCUGGAGGACGACUUCACCUUGUUCCUGAUAUUGGCAAAAUUCCUCUAGCUGAUGCACUACUCAUUGAGGAUCCAAGUGACCAUGGCGUGAAUGACGAUGAUGAGUCAUCUGUGUGUUCAAUGUCGAGUCAGUCAAGUGGGAUCAGUGAGACUUCAAGUGGCAGUUGUCACUUUCACAAUCGAGACUUUAAAAUCGUCAUUGAUAUGAAGACAGGGUGCCCCCAGAUGGUUGUACACCUAGUUUCACCCACCAUACAGGAGAAAGCUGCUUGGAUAAGUGACAUCAGCCAGUGUAUGGACAACGUUCACUUCAAUGAUUUGCUGCACAGCUCAAUGUCAGACACAUCGUCAGUUACCAUGCCGCAGUCCAUCAGAAAUGACCCGAAGUUGUACAAGGAUGAUGUGGAUAUUCGCUUCAGCCACACCCUCAACUCAUGCAAGGUGCCCCAAAUUCGAUACGCCACGCCAGAACGACUGCUGGAGAGGCUUACAGACCUACGAUUUCUCUCUAUUGAUUUUCUUAACACAUUCCUGUUAACAUACCGAGUAUUCACUGAUGGUGUAACAAUACUUGAGGCACUGAAGAAAGUUUUCUACAAUGCGGAUCCACCAGAAGCUCAGACAAGCACAGCAGGUUCAAUCAUGUCAUUGGAUGUCCUGUGUGUCCGAGAGGACCACAAUACUUUGCACCAGUAUGAUAGUGAACGGAGACGGAGCAGUGCAUCACCAAGAAGAACCAGUGGUGCUAGUUCUGUAUCAGGUUAUGGCUCAGAGAUGAGUGAUCGUGAUCGAAGUCAUAGUUAUGAUUCUCAAGCAUUUUCCAAGGGACACUGGCGAUGCGGUUUCCGCAAGUUUGAAGAGGAAUCAAGGGAAUUGGGAUUGAUAAAAGAAGGUCCACCAAUCAUCCAACAAAGUCCAUCGCACCAGCCUUCACCUUGCAUGUCACCAUUGAGCAUUUGUGUAGAACCAGAAGAUGAUGGGUGCCACCUCACCAUUCCAAAGACAAUUACUGUGUCUUCAAGUUCUGAGACUCUUACUGAUAUCACAGUUAUAAGUGCCCCAUCUUCACCAAGCAAUCUGAGUACUGUCACCCUCGUUGGUUCAAACAACUCUGAGAUGAGUCCUCAAGACAAUGAGACCUCACAUAUGGAAGUAGAAAUGGAGUCAGAGACUGACUUGGUAACAAAGCAGCAAAAGUACAUACGUGCAGAACCAGAAGUGAUGUCACCUGUUAUAAGAGAGAGUAGUGAAGAACAAACAAAGCCUUCCAGUAUGAGCGUGCAAUUCAGGAAUGACGAGAAGCGAGCAUCAGUUCCAAUCGUAGAAUCAGAGAGGCGACUGUCUCGUACUCAGGUAAAACGGAAAGGAUCUGAGGGACAGGCAAGAAGGGAGGGAUAUGAAGAGGAGAAGGGGAAACCAGAUGAUUUCCAUGUGUCUGAUGAAUUAUGCGCUGAAGGGCUUUCACAACCUGUAACUCAUGAACACAAAGCUGGCACUAGUUCCAGGUCAGCCUCCAUCACGACAACAAAUGUAAUCCAGUCCUAUUAUGCAAGUCGGAAGUCAAUUCAGGACUUAGAAGGUGGAGGAAGUAGCAUGUCUCAGAGGACAAGCUUUCAACAUGAUUCACCACAGAACUCUAGCAAAGCUGGUGUGGUCAUCACUUCGUUCCGGCAGUCACACAGAAGCAUCGGACAUGAACCCCUUUGGAGCAGUACAUCCAGUGCUGCAGCUGCAUUUGCUAUUGCAACAUCUGCUUCAAGCAACCCGCGAGACCACACUAUACCCACUAAACAACCUGUAGGUGCUGGAGGACGGUGCAGUGUAGGAGACGCAAGCAUGAGAGUGGGCAGCUGUCGAGACCGGAACAGAAGGAAGGAGUCUGUUAUGUCAACAGCUGCCACCAUGCGAGUGCUGAGUGUUCUCAGGCACUGGGUGUCAAAACAUGCUCAGGAUUUUGAAAUGGACCAGUGUUUGAAGAACCUGACCAUGGAAUUCCUUGAUGACAUAAUAUGCAGUCCAAAUUUGCUGCCAGCAGAACACAAAGCUGCAUCUCAGUUACUCCGCCUCAUCACAAAAGAAGAGUCAGAGAGCAGUAAAGUGGACCUUGAUCUCCUGUUGGCUCCUCCAAUGACACCAAGCAAGGAGAACAUAGAAACACUAUCAGCACUUGAAAUAGCCGAACAAAUGACCUACGUUGAUCACCAGAUAUUUGUGUCCAUAUCCAGUGAGGAGUUUCUUGGACAGGCAUGGAUGAAAACAGAUAAAGCCACUAAAGCUCCACACAUUAUUCUAAUGACAAAGCGUUUUAAUGAAGUCUCUCAGUUAGUGGUUUCAGAAAUAGUACGCCGCUCAAAUAUGGCCUCUCGCAUUGCUGCCAUUGAAAAAUGGGCUGCUGUAGCAGAUAUCUCAAGAUGUCUACAUAAUUUCAAUGGUGUUCUGCAGGUGUGUGCUGCCUUCACCAACAGUUCUGUCUUCAGGCUAAAGAAAACGUGGGAGAAAGUGUCAAAAACGACCAAACAGACUAUUGAGAAACUGCAGAAAAUAGUUUCAUCAGACGGACGUUUCCGAAACUUGCGUGAUUCUUUACGUCGUUGUGAUCCUCCAUGCAUACCAUAUCUGGGCAUGUACCUCACUGACCUCUCAUUUAUUGAAGAAGGAACACCGAACUUCACAGAAGAUGGGCUCCUCAACUUUUCAAAGAUGAGAAUGUGUCUUUCAGUUGUGACACAAGGAAGCCAUUACUUAUGAAACUACCAAGCGUUCAUAAAUCCAGAUAUACUUCUAGGUAAGUGAACAUCUGUUCAGACAUUGCUGACAUUCUCAUAUAAUUAAGCAUAUUCCCUCUUUAAAGGCCUAUCAAGUAGUAUGUAGCAGUUUACAAUCAUCAAUGUGAUAAUCCAUUUGUUUGUUUUAUAUAUAAAGUUAAAUCUUUGAUUGCACAUACAUGAAUCUCAAUUGACAGUGGAAAAGAAUUGAAGGCUUGUAUAUUGAAUAUGACAUUCUAAUACAGAAAUGAUCAGAAAUGUUAUAUAUAUUUUUUGUGAAGGAAAGUUUUGGAAGUACAGUAGCAUUUAAUGUUACAAAAGAAUGUAAUUGCUGGAUAUGUGUUUAUCAAAAUUACAUUUUGUUUAGAAUAUCAUGCCAAAGUAUUAUCACCUGUUGUACAUUAUAAUUGAAACUUCAUGUGUGAUUUCCAACAGAAAAUUGGAUUACAAAUUUUCUCUAAGCAAACAUAAAAUAUUUCAUAGUUUCAAGUAUAUUAUACACUUUCCAAACAUGUUGAAUAAUUUAUUUAAUAUUUUGUUAUAUGUUUUAUUAUUCAAACUAUUCCAAUCUUCAUUCAAGUUAAAUAUUUGGAACUGUGAAAUUUUCAGACUAAAGUUAUGUGGAGUGUACUUCCAAUUUUAACCAUGUUGUUGAAGACAAAAUGACACAUUGUUAGUAUCACCCUUUGUGAACUUGCAGUUACUGUGGAGAAUUUUGUGUUCUCCCUCCUUCUAAUAAAUGUUAUUCUUCUGUAGAAGUAUUGAAUAUUAACUUAAAACAGUUUAGCUCCUCCAACUGCAUCAUCCUGUCAUACAGUUCCACUAGAAACCAAGGUUGAGUAAACACCAUACUCUAAAUAUUACAUUAAAAGCUCAAUUAAAAUAGUAAUUUGGUCCAAAUACUAGCAGAGAAAUUGUAAACAGUGUGUAGGUCUCAACUAGUAAUUACAUAUUAUCACAGAAAUGUAUACGAAGACAGUAGUUACUGUUCAUCUAAUAAUUCUGGUCGUUUGAAUGUUUGACUGGGCAAGACAAUCUUCUUAAAUAAGUGUUUCAAUUUUUUAUGUGAUUGUACAAAAUGGACACACACAGAAAUAUAUAUAUAUAUAUAAGUUAGAAGAAAUACUGUUGUUUUACAUAGGAAGUACUUAAGAUAUGUAGAGAGAUUAUGAACAGUGUAUUAGGAUUAGGAUAUAUUGAGGAUUAAAUGGAUGGGUAAAAGUGUG